Molecule: messenger RNA, 654 nt
Organism: Jatropha curcas
Lineage: Eukaryota; Viridiplantae; Streptophyta; Magnoliopsida; Malpighiales; Euphorbiaceae
Source: RefSeq, a predicted model, not a curated record
AUGGCUGCAAAUGCUUAUAAAACCCAGUCAAUCAUUUCUGAUAAAGCUAUAGCAGAAAUUUUAAUUGCUGGGUUUACAGGUCAACUUAAAGCCUUCUCAUCAAAGUCUUCCCUUACCGCCUCUUCUCAUCAAAGUCUUCCCUUACCGCCUUCCCAAACUUCUUCAAGCCAUUUCAGCUUGCCUUCUAAGGAUGUUGUCGGACCUUGCGCCGCUUGCAAAAUCCUUCGCCGGCAAUGCACCGACAAGUGUUAUUUAGCUUCCUAUUUUCCUUCAACUACUGAACCACAUAAUUUCACUGUCGUUGAUAGUCGCUUCGGACUCAGCGAUGUCCACGAGUUCCUGCAGCGGAACAGCAAUUCUUCAUCUUACGUUCCACUAUUAUUGUUGUUGAGAGACACAAGUAAAGAUGGAAAUCAGCUCCAGGCAAAUCCCAGCAACAAUGGCAAUAUUGUUCCAUAUCGAACUAAUGUUAAUAUUAAUGGCAAACCCAUGCUUGCCAAUUCUGAAAACUCAAAAGCUCAUUCAUACAGUAGCUCUUCAAAGCCUCUAAAUAUGUUUGGAACUAAUGAUACAGGCACUCUUACAUCUCCAGCAAAUCAGUUAGGGGAGGGGAUAAUAAUAAUCUCGACUUGCAGGCUGAUAUGGUGGGUCUAA